Ictalurus furcatus (blue catfish) is the source of this 1422-nucleotide messenger RNA. RefSeq lists its product as uncharacterized. The record is from RefSeq and is a predicted model, not a curated record. Lineage: Eukaryota; Metazoa; Chordata; Actinopteri; Siluriformes; Ictaluridae. The coding region runs from base 157 to 942 and encodes 261 amino acids. The transcript is spliced from 6 exons.
GUGUCCUCGGUUCUCGUCUGUGAUUGGAUAAAGCGGAACAUCUGAUUUAAAGUGAAAGUACACUCAUUCACGGUUCUGCUGAACGCUGCUGUGUUUCAGCGGUUUACGCUUGUGAGAACAGUGUGCAGUGCUGAUGGUGGUGUUGUCUCCUCAGAUAUGCGGUACUCCAGCGUUCAUCAUCAUGUCGUGUUCUUACUCAGCUUCGCAUCCAUCACUGUACUAACGCUGGAUUUCACAUCUGUAAAGGCGAAGCUUCAUCAGUCUGUUGACCUCACCUGUGAACACGAGUGUUCUGGGUUGGUAAAAUGGGUCAUGGGUAACCAGCAAGAACUGCUGGCUCAUUGUAAUCAGACAUCCUGUAGCUCAAACAAGGGAUAUCAAAUCUCCCAUCAUCAAAAGAGGAACGUCCUCACCGUCAUGGAAGCUGAUUACACCAAGAGGACCUUCUUUGCCUGUGAGUGCAACACUGAAGACAUCUGUCAUGUCCGGCUCUGCAUCGAGCCUGUGAAGUCAUCAGUUCAGCUUAAUCCUGGUGAAGAUCUGAUCCUGAUGUUGCCCGUACCAGAGCCAGUGGAGGUGAUUUAUAAUAGCAGCGGUUCACAUGAACAGAUCUGCACUGUGGUUAGCAGACUGCAGUGUAAAGAUGAAUACACUCAGAGAGUAUCACUCCGUUACCCGAACCUCACACUGGAACGGCUAAAUGUGUCUGACAGCGGAGAUUACACCGUUCGGGACAUUAAGAACGAUGAAGUUAUUCACGUGUACACCGUGUUUGUGGAAGGCCCAGAUACACCCAAAGAGCAGACGAGUGCUGUACCAGCAUGGGUGAUUGGACUGAUGGUGGUACUGAUGGUGUUGGUUGGUGGUGGUGUAGCAGUGAUUAUGUACCCGAGGAGAAGAAAGGUGAUGUUACAGCAGAGCGAGCAUUCAACAGGAUGGUAGUGGCUGACCUAGUGAAGUGGUGCGAGGACAACAGUCUCUCCAUAAAAGUUAACAAAACAAAGGAGAUGGUUGUUGAUCCACAGAAGGAGGAGGGAGCAGUAGUCAGCACUCCACGUUGGUGAGCCAGAGGUGGAGAGAGUGAAUACUUUCAAAUUCCUUGUGUUCACAUCACAGAGGAUCACACCUGCUUUCACAACACUGCACACCUCUGCAGAAUCCUCAGCAGCUUCUACAGGUGUACAAUUGAGAGCAUCCUCAGCAGCUCCAUCACAGUCUGGUUUGGAAGCUGCACAGGUCAGGACUGUAAGACUCUACAGUGGAACAGCCUUACCAGGCCAGGGUCACCAAGAGGGUGCACAACAUCAUUAAGCAUUAAGGACAAUAGCCUCCCUCAACACAGCCUAUUCACACUCCUACCAUCAGGCAGACGCUACAGGAGUGCAAAAGCAAGGCUGAACACACACAUUUACAUGAGAACAC